Molecule: messenger RNA, 864 nt
Organism: Suillus fuscotomentosus
Lineage: Eukaryota; Fungi; Basidiomycota; Agaricomycetes; Boletales; Suillaceae
Exons: 3
Coding region: 1-864 (287 amino acids)
Source: RefSeq, a predicted model, not a curated record
AUGUGCGGCCAUGAUGAAACCAUUUCCCACAUUACAUCACGUUACCUGCAUCUCAUAACCACUGUCAGGCAGAAGCUCGGUUUACCAUUGAAUGCCCAAAUCUUUCAGAUCACAAUGAAAGAUGCAGAUGGCUCAGACUUAACGUACUUAGUCCCUGCUCCGGUUGCAACAGGACUCUCCCCCACAGGGCGCAAUACAUGUGGAUUCUCUGCAUAUGAUACCAAGGGAGAUUGUGUUGUGUUCUUGAAGGACACAUGGUGUGUCCUUUUGCCGGACAUCAUUCCAGAAGGGGAUGUAUACAAGCAUCUGAAUGAGAAGCACGUUCGACACAUUGCAACGUGCCUAGCCUCUGGUGAUGUUUUGGGUGGCUCGAAUGCACAUACCACCCAAACUGGUUGCUUUAAGGAUGUGUCAUGGGCCCGUCCUACAGGAGCUAUUCUUAUAGCUCAUGUUCACUAUCGCCUCGUUCUUAAUAUUGUCACUACCCCAAUCACAUCAUUUGUCAGUUCUCACCAAUAUGUGAUUCUCUCCAUUCUCGGGCGAUGGCCAUCUCAUUUAAUAUUAUCUCUAGCUCAUCAGGAUGCAUAUGAGGAUUGCAACAUCUUACAUUGUGACCUCAGUGUAGGUAAUAUCAUGGUGCAUGAGAACGAAGGUAUUCUCAUAGACUGGGAUCUUGCUAAAUUGACUCGGGACUCGGGGCCAAAACAAAUUACUAGAACUGGGACAUGGCAGUUCAUGUCUGCUUGCCUUGUUGCCAACAUGAACACAUCUCAUGACUUCCAGGACAACAUGGAGUCAAUGCUAUAUGUGAUCUUAUGGAUCAUGUUCAUCUUCACAGUAUCUUGUAUCAGUGAUGCUCAGUGA